Capsella rubella is the source of this 732-nucleotide messenger RNA. RefSeq names its product protein COLD-REGULATED 15B, chloroplastic. NCBI's taxonomy places the organism in Eukaryota, Viridiplantae, Streptophyta, Magnoliopsida, Brassicales, Brassicaceae. The transcript has 2 exons. Bases 52 to 627 code for a protein of 191 amino acids. The record is from RefSeq and is a predicted model, not a curated record.
UCUCUCGUUUCUGUUUGCUCUCAAAAACACACAAAUUAGGGAUAUAGAGAUAUGUCGAUCUCCAGAGCUGCGCUUAGUGGGUUGGGAUCUUCUUCGUUCUUGAUCAGCAGAGGCAAGAGAGGAGGCAGCGUUGGCGGUGGAGCUAUGAGAGCUGGCCGGAAGAACGUGAUCACUGCACCUCAGCGCAAGAAGUCGUGGAUCUCCACAGCCGUGAAAGCUUCUGGCAGCUCCAAUAACGAUCCCAAAUGGCUUGACAAUGCAUCACAGAAAGCUUCGGAAUAUGUGAAGGAGACCGGAAAUGAAGUGGGACAAGUGUCUGCUCAAAAGGGACAAGAGCUUCAAAACCAUAUGGAGAGAGCAAAGGACUACAUUUUUGGGAAAGCUGGUGAAGCGAUGGACUCAGUGGCUGAAAAUGCAAAGAGAGCUUCUGACUUUGUGACGGAUAAAGGCAGAGAGACUAAGGAAGAAGCUGCUUCAAUGACGGAGAACGCCAAAGACUUCAUCGUUGAAAAAGCUGGCGACGUGAAAGACUCAGCGACUGAUAUGAAAAAUAAAACGGCCAAGUACGUUGGAGAUAAAGCAACGGAUGCUAAAGAAGCCAUAUUGCCUCCAAAAACUGAUGUAUAGAUUAAUGUGUUGGUAACUAAGUUACAUAUUUUCAUAUUUUGGAGCCCUAAACAUAUAUAUAAUCAUAUAUAUUGAGGCAAUAUAGAAAAACAUUACUAUGUUUAA